Messenger RNA from Trichomonas vaginalis G3, 1034 nucleotides. Its product is annotated as organellar and viral DNA polymerase type B. The annotation marks the transcript as partial. Lineage: Eukaryota; Parabasalia; Trichomonadida; Trichomonadidae. The record is from RefSeq and is a predicted model, not a curated record. The transcript has a single exon.
AUGUAUCGGAAGUUGUCUAAGUUAGAACACUCGGAAAUAAAACAACUUCUUACAGAAGCUAACAUAGAUGUUGCAAAACAUUACGCAACAAACAAAAAAGCACUCGCUGACAUCCUCAAUGACUACAAUGUUGAAAUAACUUAUGAUAGAAUUCAUGAGUUCAUAAAGCCGCAACGCGGCGAGGACGAAGUCCAUGCAAGAGCAUUUCCUUUAAAUGACGUUGCUAUUGACUUAUAUCAUAGACGUUCAGUACCUCAUGAAGUAAGAAGAGAAAUGUUUGACAUAACAAAUGCAAACGUUGGUCAUACUCGUAAAGCUCUUUCGCAUGAUGUUCGUCAAGAGAUGUUUGACAUAACAAAUGCAAACGUUGGUGAAACAAGAAGAAGAGACGACACACUGAAACAACAGAGAAGAGAGAUGUUUAAGAGCGCUAUAGAACAAGUUCGCAAAGCUAACGAUGUCAUUCGUUCCAUUGACGACAAACCAAAAGAAGGUGAGAGAUGGUUAAAGAAAGAUGAAGAGAAUAGGAAGAGAAAUGUGAAGUCAGGCAAUAGACUCAUUGACUUUAACAUCGAAGCUUUAGAUGAACCAAACAGAGACUACUUACACAAACAUUUCGGUAAGGUUUUCAUGAGACUCUUAGAGAAGAUUAAAAUAAACACCCAACAGAGAUGGAUGGUAUGUUAUAAACUUGGUGGAAAGUAUGAAUGUUCUACGUUAAACCUCAAUAAUAUUGGAACAUUACUACAUCAGCUCUUGAAGGAGAACUUUAUAUCAGAGAUAGAAGCAAAUGCUGCAGGUAUUGUUGAAAUGCACUAUGACUUCUUCUUGACAAACAUAAAGAAUCUUACUGAAAUAAAGAUGUAUGAUUUAACAGAAUAUGAAGGCUUAACGAUGUCAGAUGUAAAGAAAGGCAAACCAAAAAAGAGACCAUAUAGAGAUGAAAGCACACUGACAAAUGACCAGAAAGCCAUUUUGGAAGCUCUUAAGCAAACAGGAAACCCAGCACUUAUAGAAAGCUUUUGGAAAGAUAA